AUGUUGUGCCUUCGGGGCUAUUUACUGCCUACGGGGCUAUUACUGCCUACGGGGCUAUUACUGCCUACGGGGCUAUUAUCUGCCUACGGGGCUAUUACUGCCUACGGGGCUAUUACUGCCUACGGGGCUACUACUGCCUACGGGGCUAUUAUCUGCCUACGGGGCUAUUAUCUGCCUACGGGGCUAUUAUCUGCCUACGGGGCUAUUAUCUGCCUACGGGGCUAUUAUCUGCCUACGGGGCUAUUAUCUGCCUACGGGGCUAUUUACUGCCUACGGGGCUAUUACUGCCUACGGGGCUAUUUACUGCCUACGGGGCUAUUUACUGCCUACGGGGGCUAUUAUCUGCCUACGGGGCUAUUUACUGCCUACGAGGCUAUUUACUGCCUACGAGGCUAUUUCCUCUAG
Molecule: messenger RNA, 405 nt
Organism: Leptosia nina
Lineage: Eukaryota; Metazoa; Arthropoda; Insecta; Lepidoptera; Pieridae
Source: the annotation of a GenBank genome assembly